Harmonia axyridis is the source of this 2626-nucleotide messenger RNA. RefSeq lists its product as uncharacterized. The record is from RefSeq and is a predicted model, not a curated record. Bases 264 to 1715 code for a protein of 483 amino acids. The transcript is spliced from 6 exons. Lineage: Eukaryota; Metazoa; Arthropoda; Insecta; Coleoptera; Coccinellidae.
ACUCUAUUCAAGACAAAACAACUUCAUCCACAGAAUUUGAACAACGCGCUACAUUCAAUUUGUCCAAUCCGACAAUCAACGUAAUCGCAAUUUAGUUCGUUCUAAAUCACCAAAAAUUAUCGCUGCCCACAAAAUAAUUUUGAACCCUCAUUAUUUCCUUCAUUUCAGAAUAUUGUUGGGGUUUCCUACGGACGAUCUAUCAACUAGAAAAAAAAAACCACCGCUAAAAGUGCAUAAUUCUUGUGAACACGAAAAAAAUCGAAAUGUUGAUCCUGAAAGAAUCAGUCGUGAUAGUUUUGACUUUAAUCAGUGUUUUCCUUAAAUUUUCUGAAUGUGCGUCUGUGAAAACACGCGAGUUUACCACAAGGGAGGUAGAAGACAUCAUCCUCAAAUACCUUGACACCAUGUACUAUAAUACUACGAAGAAUCCACUCUUGAAGGACCAACCUUUAAGCAUCAGGAAAAAAAACGGUGGAUUCGAGAUAAACUUGAAGAAAACCGCCGAUCUAUACGAUACUAUGCAGGGCGAUCAGCCUGUAGAUGGGGAAAAUAACGUGGAAAACGAACAAAAACCAUUGAAUUCCACUGGCAAUACAACGGACAUAAAUGUUCUUCAGGCAUCGAGAAAUAGAUUUCCUGUUAUUGACGGGGAGGAAAGGUCUAAAGACAACUGGAUUCAACUGUUGAAGAUGAAUAUACUACAGCAAGUCGGAAGAGUGAACACCUCAGAUGCAAGCAAAAAUUCUUUAAACUUGACACAAUUAUUCCCUAACAACUCUAAUGAAACCAAUCCGUUGGAAGAAUUUAUUUCGAAGAAAAUCAGGACAUUCUACCCUUCAUGUUCCAUUCCUGAAGCUCCUUCCCAAGAGUUCAGAACUGAAGAGAAAAUGAUGAACCUAUACUUCAACUAUACGCAAGAUGAUCCAAACAAUCAGAUAGGCGAAGCUACUUUGAGAUUGCACGCGCUUAUCCAGAAAAACUCCACGCAUGCAGGAGAGGCGAACUGCAGCCACCAAAUGGAAGAAGAAGAAAAGGUGUACAGGAUUUCCGCUUACUACUAUGUUAAGAACUCGAAAGGCAAGAGGAGAGGUAAAGCUAAGAAACGUCUCUGUGACAGCAGGGUCAUAGCAGAAAGUAGCAGAUACGUGGAACUGAAUAUGGCAAACGCAGUCAGGGCCUGGAAUAAUGAACAGAAUCUAGGUCUGGCUGUCGAAGUGGAAGACCAAGACGGGAAAUUGAUGAAAACGGAGAAAUACUUCAUGGGACCAAGUUGCUCGGUGGGCGUCUCCACACCAAAACCUAUCCCAAAUAUCAUCCUGGACAACGCCGCCAGUUCGGAACAGUUUUUCAGACUAUUGGGAAGAAAUUCAACAUCGCCCCUUACUGGUAAUAUACUACUGUUACCCACCCUUGAGGUCUGCACCUUGGGAUUACCAGUAAAUCCUCCUAACAGUUCGAAUCUACGCAAGAGAGACUGCAACCUGCUGCAGCUCCAAGACCAGACACACAAGGUCUUAGAAAAGGAUAAAUUGGAGAGAUUGGCAACCCUGACAUCAGAAUUGAGACCCUCAAUGGCUUCGACACAUCGCCAUUUGAGGCAUCAAAGGAACUACCUGGAUGAGAAACUUGCAGAAAGUGACACUAAGAUAUUGAUGACCAAAGAGCAGGUGCUUGCAUUAUUUCACAAAUUGAAUAUAACUAAUAUACGUACUUGAGCGCUUGUUUUAUGUGUAUAAAAAUUUAAGGAAGAGAUUUGAACAUGAGUCUGGGAUAAACGAAUGAUUAGUGAACAUUUGUAAUUAAAUGGAUUACUUAUUGUUUUGGGAAUUCUAAUAGCCAGAAAAUCCUUACCCUUCUUGAGGGUCAAUGCAUAUAUUGUAUCUACCCUUGAUGCUCCUGAUAAUUAUUUGUGGAAUUUGUUUCAUAAGCAAGAUACUAGAAGAAACUUCCAGAAAUAAUGGCUUUAGUAGUCCAAGACUCUUGAUCACCUUUUCUCUCAACUUAAUAGGGAAUGUAAGACUGUUUUAAGUAUUUGAAAAUGUUAAGGAUCCAGCAUUACUUAACUACAGCUUAUUUAUUCUAGUGGAAUUUGUAACUUAAUCACAGAAAUUCAUUAAUCUUUACUCGUGAACUGGAUACGUUGAUAGUUGAUAUAACUCCAAAUUGGCGGAUGCGCUAAAAUCAAUUCAUAUCAACUUCAAGAAUAACCUCAUGCCCUAAAAAUACUCAGAAAGCAUCUACGAGUUAUUCACUUCGAAUAGUCUUUUUCUCAAUUCAAUUGUAAAUUUUUCUGAAAUUUAUUCUUAUAGAUGAAUAAAUGUAAUGUGCAAGUAUGUAAUAGUUUUAGAUUUAUUAGGUACAUACUACUAGGUUUAAAAUCUCCUGAUUUGUGAAGAUAUAAUGUCUUACUAGUUUUCUUCACGUGGAAGACACAUCUUGUAAAUAGUUUCUAAUUAUUUUUUUUGACGAAUAAGAUGAAAUUAGUUAAGUUUUUAUUGUAGAUAUUUAUAUUUGUACCUUCUUUAAGUCUUUAUGUUGAUUUUAUAGAUUUAUAUUCCCAAUAGAUCGUUAGAUAUAUUGAAAAUGUAUCAUAUCCUUAUAUUGUAUUAAAUUUGUUUAAUAAUUA